AAUGGAAAAGGGAUUUGUUACUCUGCUUCUGUUUGCACAAUCGUGCGCGCAGUUUAUGCCCAAUCAGAUUGAACUACCAGGAUUUCCUCGCUCACCAAUCCGUUUGCCUUUUCCUUUUCCUAACAUUCCAACAAAGUCAGGAAAAUGUCCGGAAUAUAACGUAAUUGCUCGGUGUGAAUGUACCAGGCAGGAUGUGCGUUGUGUGGUGGACCGCAGUUGUCCGGGAGAUCAAAAAUGUUGUUCGAUUGGAUGUGCCUGUAGAAAAGAGUGUGUGUCACCAGUAGUGGAACAAAGGAAAGGAUGCAGACACAAUGGUAGAUUUUACAACGUAGGAGAAACCUUUUUGGACAUUGACGGUUGUAGUAGAUGUACCUGUGGUAUCACGGGCAGUAUAGGAUGUUUACAGAAAACAUGUGUUGAACCUCCAGCAAUAGAUAUCUGCUCUCUGCCAAAAGUCGUUGGUCGAUGCAAUGGAAGCUUUUCACGAUGGUGGUACGAUGAAGCUACCAAUUUCUGCUUAAGUUUUACUUAUAGUGGAUGUCAUGGAAAUAAAAAUAAUUUCAGAACGAGGCAGGAUUGUUUGAAUAGCUGCAGGAAGAGAAUUCGUCCUCCACGCCGUGGUUAAUAGAGAGGAUCAUACCUGUCACUCAGCAGAGUAAUCAAUGAUGCACCAAACCAGAAACGUGAUGAAUUAUGCUUAACUGAAAUGUUUUACGAGCUGUAUUCACCCUAUGACCUACAAUUGUUUUUUACGUAUUAAAUACGCAUAA
Saccostrea cuccullata (small rock oyster) is the source of this 770-nucleotide messenger RNA. Its product is annotated as eppin-like. Gene Ontology annotation, cellular component: extracellular region. The transcript is spliced from 6 exons. The record is from RefSeq and is a predicted model, not a curated record. Gene Ontology annotation, biological process: negative regulation of peptidase activity. Lineage: Eukaryota; Metazoa; Mollusca; Bivalvia; Ostreida; Ostreidae. Bases 2 to 625 code for a protein of 207 amino acids. Gene Ontology annotation, molecular function: serine-type endopeptidase inhibitor activity.